AUGAUAAAAUUCGCUUUAAUAUUAUAACUAACUCUCACUUGUUUAUACUGUGAAAUUCCCUCUGAUCCUAAAUGGCCGAACAAAUUCUAAUAAAACUUUACUGAAACAUUUACAUAUGGAUUUAUUAAAUAAUAAACUAAAGGAACUAUCUUAUAUGAUUAUGAUACGAAAACUUACAAAAUUUCUAGAGAUAAUGGUCGUUUUGACAGAUAUUGUGGCUUUAAUGGAUUAUAUGCAUUUUAAAAUACAUAAUGUGAACAUAUAGUUGUUAAUGGGGAUAGAUUUUUACAUUAUCCUUAAAAAAAUGAUUGCUGCUAUUGUUGUUCGAAUGAACAUGGGUGUGGAAUACUAAAACCUGAUUGGCUUAAUGGGGCUUAGUUCUUGGGAUAAACUGAAUAUUAAGGAUAAACUGUUUAUAAAUGGAACCAAAAAGGACUUUAAGAUAACUUUUAUUAUGAAACUGUAGCUUAAAAUCCUACAGAUAGGGUUAUGAUUAGUAUUGAUUAGGUUCCUAACGAUUUAUAAGAAUAUAUUAAUAAAAGAAAUAGUAAAUUUGAGACAAUUUAGUUACCUGGAUAUUGCAAUAAAUAAAAAACUUGUUCUAUUUUAUCAGUUUGCACUUCUUUAAGAAAAUCAAUUAAUUGA
Molecule: messenger RNA, 645 nt
Organism: Ichthyophthirius multifiliis
Lineage: Eukaryota; Ciliophora; Oligohymenophorea; Hymenostomatida
Exons: 1
Source: RefSeq, a predicted model, not a curated record